AAGAGGCUACCCUCCAUGUUGCUAAGACAUCCAGGUUUCACAUCAAAUCCCUCCUCCUCCUUGAGAGAAAACCAAGCAGCUGAUGCCAUGUCUGCAAAGACAGUUGUCAACCAGCCCAAGCCAUUCAUCACGACCACCUACUCCAACAAAUGGACGUCUGGCAUCUGCGAUUGCUUUGAGGACCUGCCCCAGUGUUGCCUCGCCUGCUGGUGUCUUCCCUGCUUCACCUGUAAGACAUCACACGAGGCCGGAGAGUGUGUGUGUUUACCUCUACUGGACGCAUAUGGACUCAUCCCUCCUAUGACCUUGUCCCUCAGGGUAUCAGUGCGGCAGCGCUAUGGCAUUGAGGGCACAAUUUGUCAGGACUGUAUGUACGCAUGCUGCUGUGGGCCCUGCACCUGGUGUCAGAUAGCAAGAGAAAUCAAAACCAGGAUGAGUCCAAUCACUGUGAUCAACACAAGGGCCUGGGACAAUCAGUCCUGAGUUCAUCACUACAUUUAUCAUCGUAAUCACCGGUUUCAUAAUCAUCAUGGACCAUCUUCAAAGUACAGACCUGUGGACUCUUCUGACUCACCACCACCACCAGCUUUACCACGAUCACAUACCAACCAGCUCUGAUUUCUGAUCUCUUUUUAAGCACAUCUGGCACGGAGGAAUGCCACCAUAUAGCUGACUGAGGAUCAGCUCAUGGAGAUGUAUAGAUGAGGUGUAGCUUAAUGCAAGACACUGUAGAUAAGCAGACUUUUGGCCUCGGUUCCCAUCAAUAGAUUUCUAAUAAUAGUGGUGGAAAUCACUACUCAAAUAGAAGUACUGUUACUUUGCUGAUUUUUUAUUGAAGUAGAAAUAGAAGUGCUGCUGUAAAAGUUUAGUAAAAGUAAAAAGUUGCUCAUGUAAAAGUUACUGCAUUACUUUUUCAAAACCAUAACUUUGUUAGGUGUGAGUUUUUCCAUGCAGUUAUAGAAGGAUGAGAGUACCGGGAUCAAGCUAUAUUCUUUUAAAGGUGCAUUGUGCAAAAUUACCAAGAGCUAAUUGAAGUGAGGAUCCUGUGGACUCAACUGACAAAUGUGGAAAUAUCACAUAAUAUGAUGGCUGAGUCCACUUGGUUCUCAUUGUCAGACCAACUCCCUUUUUUUUUCCCCAGCAGAGUCUAAAUGGCCCUCGCUGCAGUUUUUCAUGGUGCGCCUUUUAUUGUGAAAUUUGGAAAUGACAGAGAGUAGAGCUGACAAAAUAGAACUAGAUUCCUCCUCCCAUCUUUGCUUUUAUUCUGAAAGGUUCCACAAUCUGUCACUGAUCAUCUGUUCUCUAUAAUGGAUAUGAUUUAAAAUGUAGAGAAGCAUAAUACUGGAAAAAGUACAAAUACACAAAAAAGGUCACAGUAAAAUGAUUAAAUGUAGUUAGUUACUUCCACCUCUGGCUGAUACUAAUGAGAUCCAGCCAAGGAAACCAUACCAGUGUUGUGGUUCUGGUUAAACUGUGUUACAGUUACAGUUGUACUGUCAUUUAGAUGUUAAAGGGGUUUACAUACUGUGUGUAGAUAUGUAUGUGAUACACCAUCCAUGUCAUUGUUAUUUUUUAUUGUAAGUUCCUUUCACCGUCAUUCUGAUAAUUUAUUUGUUUUUGGACUGUUUCUUAAUAUGCAUUUAUGAACAGAAAUUCUUCAGAUGUUUUGAGUUCCAGGCCUCUUUCA
Myripristis murdjan (pinecone soldierfish) is the source of this 1687-nucleotide messenger RNA. RefSeq names its product cornifelin homolog A-like. NCBI's taxonomy places the organism in Eukaryota, Metazoa, Chordata, Actinopteri, Holocentriformes, Holocentridae. The record is from RefSeq and is a predicted model, not a curated record. The coding region runs from base 16 to 483 and encodes 155 amino acids. The transcript has 4 exons.